This is a messenger RNA of Papilio xuthus (Asian swallowtail), 4442 nucleotides long. RefSeq names its product sodium/calcium exchanger 3 (gene Calx). Gene Ontology annotation, biological process: calcium ion import across plasma membrane; sodium ion transmembrane transport; cell communication. The record is from RefSeq and is a predicted model, not a curated record. Gene Ontology annotation, cellular component: axon; postsynapse; sarcolemma. Lineage: Eukaryota; Metazoa; Arthropoda; Insecta; Lepidoptera; Papilionidae. The transcript has 8 exons. Gene Ontology annotation, molecular function: calcium:sodium antiporter activity. Bases 7 to 2661 code for a protein of 884 amino acids.
AGCACGAUGCGCAUGCUGGCCGCGUUCGCGCUUGCGGCCUGCUGGCAGGCGGCUCGCUCCGCUCCGCCCGAGGCGCGUCUCGCGCCGCGGAACUCUACACCCGCGCGCACGCUGCGUUGCAGUGACGGACUCGUGCUACCCGCCUGGAAACCCCUCGAAGACGUUCCGACCCUCGAUAUUGCCUUACGCGGUCUCGUAUAUUUUUUCGCACUCCUAUAUCUGUUCAUAGGCGUCUCUAUAGUAUCGGACCGGUUCAUGGCAGCCAUAGAAGUGAUCACAUCGAGAGAGAAGGAAGUACGCGUUCGACGAAACGGCAGCGAGCAGAUAAUCGUGGUGCGAGUGUGGAACGAGACCGUCGCUAACCUGACGCUGAUGGCGCUGGGCUCGAGCGCCCCCGAGAUCCUCCUGUCAGUGAUAGAGAUCGCAGGCAAGGAUUUCCAGGCCGGCGACCUGGGUCCCGGAACUAUAGUCGGCUCGGCCGCGUACAACCUCUUCGUCAUCAUCGCUAUCUGUGUGGCGGUCAUCCCCGAUGGCGAGGUGCGGAAGAUAAAGCACCUGAGAGUGUUCCUAGUUACCGCGACGUGGUCGGUCUUUGCUUACGUGUGGCUCUAUCUCAUCCUUGCCGUGAUUUCACCUAGCGAGGUGGAAGUAUGGGAGGGCGCCGUGACCUUCCUUUUUUUUCCAGCCACAGUGUUGACUGCUUAUAUAGCAGAUAGACGUCUGUUAGUUUAUAAGUACCUUAAGAAAGGUUAUAGGGUUAAUGAAAGAGGUGUAAUCGUAGAAGCAGAGGGUGAUGGUUCCGUGGAAAUGGCUUUAAAACCAGGAGACGAGUUUGCGACAGACGACGAAGAAGGUCGUGAAUUAGAGAAGUCUAGAAGAGAAUACAUUUCGGUUCUUCGCGAAUUGAGGAGACAACAUCCACAGGAAGACUUGGAAACAGUGGAAAGGAUGGCUUUAGAGACGUUGAUGUCUCGAGGUCCCAAAUCAAGAGCUUUUUAUCGUGUGGCCGCGACUCGUAAGAUGACCGGUGGUGGGGACUUUUCCCGCAAAAUCUCAGAAAGAGCUCAAAGCGAUCUCAGCGAAGUAAAAGCUGAAAUACAACGCCGCGAGUCGGAAUCUUUGUCUCCGGAACCCAAAGGUCCCACCGUUCGGUUCGAUCCCAAUCACUACACGGUGAUGGAAAAUUGUGGAUCGUUCGAAGUGAGAGUGAUCCGCAGAGGUGACUUGAGCGGCGAGGUGACCGUCGAGUACUCCACGGAGGACGGCACGGCGGAAGCAGGCUCCGACUAUAUCGCGGCACGCGGCCGUCUCGCCUUCGCGCACGGGGAGGCCGAGAAAAAGUUUUGCGUCGAAGUGAUCGACGACGACGUGUUCGAGGAGGACGAGCAUUUCUACCUGCGCCUGAGUUCCCCGCACGGAGCCGCACUCGCUUCGCCAUCCACCGCUACCGUGGUGAUUCUGGACGACGACCACUCCGGCGUAUUCGCCUUCCCUCAGAGGGACUUCGAGCUGACGGAGUCCGUUGGCACAUUCGAGCUGCGCGUGGUGCGCACGGCCGGCGCCCGAGGCCAGGUGAAGGUGCCCUACUGGACGGAGGACGGCACCGCGAAGGCUGGCGCGCAGUACGAGGAGGUGCAGGGCUUCGUAGUCUUCGAAAACAACGAAACAGAAAAGUUCAUUCCUCUGCACAUCAUAGAAGAGGACAGCUACGAGAAGGACGUGCUGUUUUAUGUGAACCUGGGAGAGCCGGAGCUAGUGGACGACUGCGGUGGGCACGGUGGUCGCGGGCGGCGUGGCGGGCGGGAGUCAGCCGAGCACCUGGUCGCGCUGCCGGACCAGGAGGCAGCGGUGGCAAUGCGGGGUCUGCCGCGUGCCGGCGACCUCACGCGUGCGCAGCUUAGGGUCAAAGAGAGCAAGGAGUUUAAGAGCACGGUAGACAAGCUGGUGCAGCGAGCGAACGCCUCCAUCAUAAUCGGGACGUCGUCGUGGAAGGAGCAGUUCGCGGAGGCGCUGACGGCUAGCUCAGGGUCCGACGAGCCUGAGACUUCGCCCUCGUGGUCGGAUUACGUCCUCCACGUGAUCACUUUGUUCUGGAAAAUCAUUUUCGCGUUCGUCCCCCCCACCGACAUCGGGGGCGGGUACUUGUGCUUCGUGGUGUCAAUCGUAUGUAUCGGGCUGGUGACGGCCGUCAUCGGCGACGUGGCCGCACACUUCGGCUGCACGCUCGGCAUCAAGGACUCCGUCACUGCCAUCGUGUUCGUCGCGCUGGGCACCAGCAUACCCGACACGUUCGCGAGCAAGGUGGCGGCGAUCCAGGACCGAACAGCCGACGCGUCCGUAGGCAACGUGACGGGCUCUAACGCGGUCAACGUGUUCCUCGGCAUCGGCGUGGCGUGGACCGUAGCCGCCGCCGUGCACCGCGCGCGCGGCGAGCCCUUCCACGUCGACCCCGGCAACUUGGCGUUCAGCGUGACGAUGUUCUGCUCGGAGGCGGCGCUGGCGGUACUGGUGCUGCUGCUGCGGCGGCGGCGCUCUGUGGGCGGCGAGCUGGGCGGCCCGCGAGGACUCAAGCUGCUCACCUCCGGCUUCUUCUUCUCGCUGUGGCUGAUCUAUCUACUCAUGUCCGGCCUCGAGGCGUACGACGUAAUUAAAGGGUUUUAAACUCAAUAAAUAUCGGCCUUUAACUGAAUUGUGUUCAUCCGCAAAUGAACUAUUAUAAGGUGAAAGUAACCGUUGUGUUCUGUUAAAGUUUAUAUUUUCACAUUUAGUGCUAUAGUAGUUAUGUAUAAUAAUAAAAGAUAAAGAUCUAAAAGUGUCGAAAAGUGUCGUGCUCAAAUGUACAGCUUUAGAACUGUUGUCGUGUUUUCCUCUUCCUCUAGUCGUUUCACUUUCAUAGUUCCAUUAGAGAUUAAUGUAGCAUUAAAGGCUGUGCUAUCGAACGUCUAAUUACAUAUAUAAUGUAAGUAAAUUAUAAUUAGGAAUAAGUAAUACAUAAAUAAAGUAACAAUAGAUGUCAUCACUUGCAUCGAUUUCGAUACGUAUUUUUAAUAAUUGUUAACACCCAUCGAGAUAGAAUUAACCAAGAUUUUAUAAAAGCUUUGACGAAAUACUCGUAUCAUAUAAAUAAGGCAGUGUGGGGUGAACCGAUGUGCUGGAGACUUGAUUGUAACUGGUGGUGUCCGGCCGGUGGUGUUAUGCCCUUGCUACUAAAUAUAAGCUGAGUAUGUGUUCAUACGAAUAUCCUCCACUCUAACUAUUAAGUCAUAUAAAAUAAAUUUAUGAAUCCUUCCUACUGCACUGCAAUUCUUUCAUAUAAUGCACUGUUUCUGAGACCUCUCUAUCUCUCUCUCUCUCUCUCUAGUAUCUAUUGAUUUUAAUUAAACAAAAAAUAACAUAAGUAUAGCCGUGGAUCAGGCGGCUCGAGCAGCCAACAGCGACUCCAGCUGGCUGGGGGGAGGCGAGGCUAAACUUUCUUAUCUAUGACACUGAGUCAUAGGACGCGGCUGCCGGCAACUACAAACUGUGCCCCAUUUUAUUAUAGUCUAACAUUAUAUUAUAGUAUACAAAACUAAUUAUGUUUAUAAAAGCAGAAACAAAAUUUCAAAGUAAAAUUAUAAAAAUGGACAUGAUAUAUGCGCGAGGGAGACCCUGUCACUGUCACUGUCACUGUCACGUCGCAUCGCAUCUUUACAUUUUUCUCAACACACGCUACGUAGUAAAAGGAAUUGUGCAGCUAAAAAGUUUCUGAUAAAUUAUUCACUUUUAUAUAUAAAUGAUUGAUGAGAAAAACAUUUUAUAUUUAUGUAUUAUAAUAUAUAAUAACAGCUUAUAUGGAAUAUAUUUAUACAAAUAUAUUGUACAUAGUUUGAGAAAGCUUAUACAGCGUUAUUAUUGUUUACAGAUGUUUUAUAUAUUAUUAUUAUUAUACUCGUAUGUAACUGGUUUGAGAUCAGCCGACAUUUAUACAGAGUCAUUGUUGUUGUGUACUGACUACUUUUAAUUUUAUAUAGUUGUUAUAUUUAAAUGGAAAGUGUUCAAUGUGUCAUUUGAGUCGUUUGUGAACUUUGUUUACUAGUGGCAGGUGCCACGGUGCCUACAUAUUUCUAUAAGGUACUACUAAUAAGUAAUUCUCGGUAUGUAACGGCAGCAGACGCGUCAACUUCGGUCAAUUCUAACAUUUCACCAGCAAAACCUAACGUAAAACACAAUGUUCUUUACUUUGUAUUUAUCAAGCGAAUGCUGGUAAUAAAAUAACUUGUACGACUUUCCAAGCUGGUAAAUCUUAGGAUUGACCUGCGUUUGUGCUUUUGCAGUAGCAUAUUGGUACAUAACUCAAGUACGAUAAUGUCUUACACAUUGUGCAAUUAAUAAACUGUAUUGUUGUUUAGCUGAUAUAUAAACACGGCUAAACACUCACAUAUAUUCGUCCGGUGGCGGCACCG